Messenger RNA from Electrophorus electricus (electric eel), 502 nucleotides. It is a transcript of the gene rpp14, whose product is annotated as ribonuclease P/MRP 14 subunit. Lineage: Eukaryota; Metazoa; Chordata; Actinopteri; Gymnotiformes; Gymnotidae. Gene Ontology annotation, cellular component: nucleolus; multimeric ribonuclease P complex. Gene Ontology annotation, biological process: tRNA 5'-leader removal. Gene Ontology annotation, molecular function: ribonuclease P RNA binding. The record is from RefSeq and is a predicted model, not a curated record.
CAACCCAAAUUCGCAGCUCUAGAGCAUUGUCGUAAAACACGUCGCGAAACGUUUUUCUAUGUCGCGGUGGACAUAUUCUCGGGCAGUGUUGACGCGCUAUGGAUGAGGAACCCUCGUCUUAUGAGCGAGUCGCGUAUAAAAACGACUCCGUGUAUCACUAUAUGAAGAUUUGUCUAAUAUUUGGGAACGAGAGAAAACCACUCAGUGCAGAACAAUUCAAGCAACUGAUAAUCUCUGGACUUAAAGAGUUGUAUGGAGAGGUAGGAGCUGCUUUCCCUUUUGAUGUGCUAACGUUUGACCAGUUUGUACUGUCGGCCAUACUUCGUGUGUACAACAAUGGUCUGGUGAAGUUGUGGAGUGCACUAACCUUGAUUGGAUCAUGUGAAAAUGAAUCAUGUGCUUUCAGAGUCACCCAGGUUUCUCCAUUCUUAUUAGCCUUGUCUGGAAAUAGCCGUGAGAUGGAGGUGCAGUAGCCUUGUUGUGGUCUAGAGGUGGUGCUCCA